Molecule: messenger RNA, 1678 nt
Organism: Ornithorhynchus anatinus (platypus)
Lineage: Eukaryota; Metazoa; Chordata; Mammalia; Monotremata; Ornithorhynchidae
Gene: CTBS
Product: chitobiase
Exons: 7
Coding region: 42-1118 (358 amino acids)
Biological process (GO): chitin catabolic process; carbohydrate metabolic process
Cellular component (GO): extracellular region
Molecular function (GO): chitinase activity; chitin binding
Source: RefSeq, a predicted model, not a curated record
CAGGUCACGCAGGCAGGCGAGCAGGCGAGCAGGCAAGCGGGAUGCGGGCAGGCGAGAUGCAGGCGGUGCAGCGGCGGCCGCCGGACCUGCAGCAGGAGCCGGAGCUGCAGCAGGAGCCGGAGCUGCAGCAGGAGCCGGAGCUGCAGCAGGAGGUCUUCGUGUUCGAUGUUGGACGGAAAACCUGGAAGUUUUAUGACUGGUCUCAAAUUACAACCGUGGCAGCAUUUGGAAAGUAUGAUCCGGAACUCAUGUGUCACGCUCAUUCGCAAGGCUCCAGGAUAGUGCUAAAAGGAGAUGUCCCCUUAGAAGAUAUCGUUAAUCUGACGUUCAGAGCGUCUUGGAUAGCUGAACAACUGGAUUUGGCCAAGAAACAGUAUAUGGAUGGAAUUAAUAUAGAUAUAGAGCAAGAAGUUAAUGACUCCUCACCAGAAUAUGACGCAUUAACCGCUUUGGUUAGAGAAACUACGGAAGCAUUCCAUUCAGAAAUUCCAGGAUCACAGGUAACCUUUGACGUGGCCUGGUCUCCGAAGUGCGUAGACCGAAGGUGCUACAAUUACAGUGGCAUUGCAGACGCUUGCGACUUCCUGUUUGUGAUGUCUUACGACGAACAGAGUCAGAUCUGGACGCAGUGUAUCGCGGCCGCCAAUGCGCCGUACGACCGGACCCUCCUCGGUUAUGAAGACUAUAUUCGCAUGGGCAUCAGCCCAAAGAAACUCGUUAUGGGCGUUCCCUGGUAUGGUUAUGAUUACACUUGCAUAGAUUUAUUAGAGGAUCGCGUGUGUUCCCUUCCCAAAGUCCCUUUCCGAGGAGCUCCGUGCAGCGAUGCCGCGGGACGACAGGUUCCCUAUGGGAUCAUAAUGAAGCAAGUGAACGGCUCCAUUUCCGGAAGGCGGUGGGAUGAGGAGCAGCAGGCGCCGUAUUACAACUACAGAGACCCCGCUGGCCAUUUUCACCAAGUUUGGUACGAUGACCCACGGAGCAUUUCCUCAAAGGCAGCCUAUGCGAGGGACCGGGGCUUAAGGGGCAUCGGCAUGUGGAAUGGAAAUAGCCUUGACUACUCUGGGGGGUCUGAAGCCCAAAAACAGACGGAGGAAAUGUGGCGAGCCUUAAGACCUUAGCUCCGAGACGGCGGGACGCCGGGGCUGGAGCCAUCUGCGAGGCCGGAACCGGGGACUUCUUCUCUGAAGACGAUUUCUCUAUUAAAAUAUAACCAAGCUUUGAUUGUGUUCACUGCCUAGUGUUGCCCGUGAUAGCCAACGUUUCUAGAAGGUUGGAAAGAAGGAAACCCUGCCACUAUCAGAAACGCACAUAAUAUUUUCAAAUGAUUAAUUUUAUUAAUUAUUUUCAAAUAAUCCUCAUUUAUGCAUCUAAUAUCUUGAAAAUUUAAAAUUGACUAUGUAGUGUCUUUUUUUAGGGCCGUGUCGCUGUUGCAGAUGGAGGAUGAGAUCUUGGCUCUUGAGAUAGAUAAUGUCAGGAAGAAAUUUUCUAUUUGGGAUUACAGGUGAUUCUCCUGCUGUUCUUGAUGAUCUUCCAAAUCACCCCUCACCUUUUACGGUUACUGAAUGUUCUGUUCAUUAGCAACUUUUGUGCUUUAACCUUUUUAUUUUCUAGUGUUAAUUUUUUUUUUUUUAGAUUUGCAUCACUUCCAGUUUAAAAUAUCAUGACAUUGUGUUCUCAA